Planococcus citri (citrus mealybug) is the source of this 2150-nucleotide messenger RNA. Its product is annotated as homeobox protein ceh-12-like. Gene Ontology annotation, molecular function: DNA-binding transcription factor activity, RNA polymerase II-specific; RNA polymerase II cis-regulatory region sequence-specific DNA binding. Bases 375 to 1193 code for a protein of 272 amino acids. Lineage: Eukaryota; Metazoa; Arthropoda; Insecta; Hemiptera; Pseudococcidae. The record is from RefSeq and is a predicted model, not a curated record. The transcript is spliced from 2 exons. Gene Ontology annotation, cellular component: nucleus. Gene Ontology annotation, biological process: regulation of transcription by RNA polymerase II; cell differentiation.
CGAUAGUAAAUCAAAAUUCAUUCGGAUUAAACCAGACGCGCGGGAAUAUUCAUGCUGGUUAAUGCUGCUAUUGUGCUGGUGUUGUUUUUCGGGUUUAGUGAAUGAAUAUUCUAUUUUUUUUUUUUUUUUUUUACAAUGUGACUAAUAUUUAUUUGAUGUUUUUAUUCGUCAAUUUUUAAUGUUUUUGCGAAUUUUUUUGUAUUACUUUUAUUUCAAAUUGAUGAUGUGCUAUUUUAAUUGACAUUUUAACGAAUCACAAUUUUUUUUUUUCAAUUAUUGGCGGCUUUCAAUAGAAGAUAUAUUUUUUUGAAACUUUUUCUUUGAACUUAAAUUGCAACCAACUUUACCAGUGACGAUUAACUGCCUCUUUAAAUAUGGAUUUUAAUACUUCAUUAACAUUGCAAAAUAAAGAAGCUUCUGAUCAUUCGAAAGCAAAGAUUACACCAUUUUCAAUAGCUGACAUUCUGACAAAAUAUCCGAAUAAUGAGGAAAAUCAAGCGUUGGAUAUGUCCAGCAAAUACCCAAAUUGCAGUUCUGAAACCAAGGAAUCAAAAUCACUGCUACGGAAUUCCCCAUCAAGGAAAUUGAAUCCGUUAUUCUACAUUAGACCAAAUUAUAAACAAAUUCCUAAAACUGAGGAUCGUCCUGCCAGAUAUUUAAACGAAGAAAAUUUACCUUUGAGUUACCGCAAAAAAAGAUCACGAGCAGCAUUUUCACAUUCACAAGUCUUUGAACUGGAGCGUCGUUUUAAUCAACAAAAGUACCUUUCCGGUCCAGAACGCGCAGAUCUAGCUCAAGCUCUCAAGCUCACAGAGACUCAGGUAAAAAUAUGGUUCCAGAAUAGACGAUACAAAACCAAGAGAAAACAAUUGCAAAUGUCUGAAAGUAUGUCAAGUGCGAAACGUGUUUCGGUCAAAGUUUUAGUUAAAAAUGAUUACCUGCAAUACCAAGAAAAUAGAAAUUCUGCUUCAUCAGCACUUGAUGAAAAAUACCGUAGUUUUAGAAAUAAUUUUCAUUCGUUACAAUAUCCUAUUUCUUACACGUCACCAUACUACUGUUGUUACUAUCCUUUACUUUAUGUUGGCAAUAACGCUAAUUCUGAAGUAUCCUCGGUUAGUAAUGUAGAUGUUAAUAGUGAUAACAGUGAUUCAAUGAUUGAAGUAGCCAAUGAUUUUGAAUCGAUCUCCAGUUAAUCACAUAUCCUAUGUAUGUAUGUACCUACCUACUUACCAAUUAUUAUGUCUGGAAAAAUGUACAAAUUCAUUUAUCUACCUAUAAGUAGGUACUUAUCUAUAGUUAUUUUUAUGACGUAAGUUUAGCACUUGAUGUUAAUUUGUUUUUUUUUUCAACACAUAAGUACCUACUUAGUUAAACAAUGAUAAAAAUUCAAAAAUUUCAAAAACAAAUUUUCGGAGUUUUGAACACGUAAAAAAUUUAAUUAAAUUCUUCAGGAUCAGUAGGUACCUAUUUCUUCAAAAACAACUUGAAGAAGCCUUCGUCAAUCAAUUCAAGAGGUUGGAAACAGAAUAUUAACAAAAUAUCAUCUUUUUACCACAACCUGAUCAAAUUUUUAUUCUUUAAUAAAAAAUUAUAGCCCACUCCGAAUUUUCAAAAAAUUUCCAAAAAUUGAAAAAUGAAACUCAGUACUAAUUUGAAAUGGUAUAGAAUAAGAAACAUCAAUUUGAUUACAUAAUGUAAACUUUAGAUAGAACUGAUCGCUAAAAAUGUUCACAUAGGUGCGGAUCUAUACCUACCUUGAUACAUAAGUAGGUACCUAUAAAAAUUCUGAUGAUUCGAAAAAAAUAAUUUUGCGAUAGGUAGGGUAGAUAGGUACCAUCACGUCUUUCAUAGAGGUAUCUAGAUCUAAAUUCUAAGUAGCAAAAAUAUUUCAAUAUUCAUAUACGCAUAGGUAACUGCACUUGAAUUUCAUAAUUACAAUUAUAUUGGUAGGUAAUUUGACCAGUUGAAUGUAACAUAUUUUUAUACUUUUAAGCUCUAUUUUCUUUUUUGAGGCCUCCAUUUCAUACAGUGAAAUUGAGAACUUACCUACCUAUCUGUCGUUGAAAUUGUUAUGAAAUUUUUUGCGUUGAUACCGGGCUGGCUUCAAUAAUUAAUAGAUUAGGUACAUAAUUAUAUCUAUGUAUAAAUGU